AGUACGCACCACUGGGAGUGAUCUGAGCCGAGGAUCCCGUCUCCUCAUCAACACCCCUCGAGUUCACGAUGUCCGAUUUUGAGGAUUUCAGCAGAGUGGGAGUUCAGGCGAACGUGUCGGAGAGCUACCAACUGAACCCCGCCAGCGUGAUCGUGUCGGUGGUUUUCUCGCUCAUCUUCCUGCUGGGCACGGUGGGCAACAGUCUGGUGCUGGCGGUGCUCCUGCGGAGCGGCCAGGUCGGCUACAACACCACCAACCUGUUCAUCCUGAACCUGAGCGUGGCCGACUUCUUCUUCAUCAUCUUCUGCGUGCCCUUCCAAGCCACCAUCUACUCCCUGGAGGGAUGGGUGUUCGGCUCCUUCAUGUGCAAGGUGGUGCACUUCUUCAUCAACCUGACCAUGUACGCCAGCAGCUUCACGCUCGCCGCCGUCUCCGUUGACAGGUACCUAGCCAUCCGCUACCCGCUGCGCUCCAGAGAGCUACGGACGCCCUGCAACGCCGUCGUAGCCAUGGUGGUGAUCUGGGGUCUCUCUCUGGUCUUCGCCGGUCCAUAUCUCAGCUACUACGACCUGAUCGACUACGCCAACAGCACCGUUUGCAUCCCCGGGUGGGAGGAGCACAACCGCAAAGUCCUGGACACCUGCACCUUCAUGUUCGGCUACGUCAUCCCCGUUCUGAUCGUGAGUCUCUCCUACACUCGGACCAUCAAGUACCUGUGGACAGCGGUGGACCCUCUGGACGGCAUGUCGGAGUCCAAGCGGGCCAAACGCAAAGUGACCAAAAUGAUCAUCAUCGUCACCGUGCUCUUCUGCAUCUGCUGGCUGCCCUACCACGUGGUGAUCCUGUGCUACCUUUAUGGAGACUUCCCCUUCAACCAGACCACCUACGCCUUCAGGCUUCUCUCCCACUGCAUGGCCUACGCCAACUCCUGCGUCAACCCCAUCGUCUACGCGCUGGUAUCCAAGCACUUCCGCAAGGGCUUCAAGAAGGUCUUCAGCUGCAUCCUCAGUAAACACGGUCGGAACAAGGUCCACGUGGUCCACGUGGCCAACACCGUGCCGGGCUUCGAAGCCGCCUCCACCGAAGUGUCGCACAUGAACGAGGAGCACGUGCGGCAGAACGAAUGUGAAAUGACGAACAGACGGGUGGUGGAGCCGAGAGAGGCUACCGUGUCGCUGAACCUGCGGAACACUUGACUCUCGCCGCGGCUUUUUCGGUGGUGACCUCCGAGUUCCAUCCCCUCAUGUGUAAAGCAGCAGCUGGAGUGCGCUUUCUUUCUCAGACAGUCAAGAAGCAAUUUCUUCUGCCCUGAAUCACUUGCUCUAUGAGCGUCCCAGAGGAUGAGGACCCAGAAAAAAAAAGAUACUUUUGAAUUAGUUUUGAAACGCCAAUUCUCUAAGGAGAGAGAAACAAUGCGGUCGCCUUGGAAACACACCAAAGUGUUGAGUAACCUGCCACAUAUUAUUUCUCUCCUCUCUUCAUUGAACGCUAAAAGGGACAGAAAAUGACUUAAGAUAUAAAUAAAUGAAUAAAUGAUUUGAGGAAUACUGAAAGAAAAGACGAAAUAAUUGAAUAAAUAACUCAACAAAUAAAUAUUUACCUGUCAAUAAUAACCUAAAAUGUCACCAUACAAUUAUUCAGUUAUUUAUAUUUAUUUAGAAAUGCAUUUGCUCAUAUAAAGAUGCAUUUUUAAAUAUGUAUAUUUUUUAUUUAUUUAUAGUGUUCCAUAUUCCAUUGUAUUAUUGCAUUUCCACAAUUAUCAUUUAAAUUCGUUAUUUCUAUUCUUAUUUCAGUCUUCAAUAUUAAAACCACUUUAACGCACAAUAUAUAAAUAUGAAUAUAUAAAAACUGCAAGCAUAAACGAGAAAUACAUUUCUAAAUUAAUUCAAAUAUUUGGUUUUUUUAACGGCAUAAUAUCAAAUAUUGUGUUUGUUUAUUUAUUCCAAUAUACUUUUAUACUUUUUUUUGGAUAAUUUCUUUUUAAACAUAACUUAUGCUCUUCUUGCUUCUUGUGUUGUCCUCUCCACCUACGACAGUAAAUCACGAUACGAGACAGGUUUCAGGUUUAUUGGCACAGAUGCCAUUGAUGGAAAAAUAUUGGACGGUUUAAAAGGUCAAGUUUUUCCCCAGUCCUGCUUCGAUCGGUCACUCGAGUUCAUCAAUGUUUGCAUGUCAGCAGUCAUCAAUAGUUCGAAUGGUGACAUGAGAACAUAUCAGUUACUAAUGGGUCAUGGGUGUCAAAACCCUUGGUCAGGGGGCCAAUUGUGGCCAUACCAGUUCUUUUUAUGUGGCCCUUGUUUGCCUUUAAUGUUGAUGCUGUUUGUCACCUACCUGUGGGAUCAGAAUGUCGGCGCCAGCCUUCACUUCAACCGCUUUUCCUUCCUUCAACCACUUUUGAAUGGCAGGCUGGAAACACCUCCCAGGAAGUGCAGUAUUAGCGGAACUUUACAAAGUGUAAAUGGACAGCAGUACAUGAACCCACGUCCUGAAAGAACAAGAAGAGAAUCUAACACAUAUCUUUUUAAAUACUGUCCAUUCUUUUGCCACUUAUCUUUCUGCAGGAGGGAGUCAUCCUUUCAUAGCUUCCUGUAGCAGCAAGUAGCAGACGUAGCUAGGUCUUCUGUCGAUGCUAUUGAUCAAACUUGACUGACUUGACAGGCAGCGAAAAAUGAUCACGUUUACACUGUAGAUGAGACUUUGGUAUUUGCAGGAGUUAUAAUGUAAUAAUUUACAAUCACUUCCGGUGUAUAUGAAAACAGUACUAUUUAUGCUAAAUUGCAAAACAAAAGAUUUCCUUUACCUUUAUUGUUACAUUUCUUUUGAAGCUAAACGUCAAUAUUGAAUAUGAGAUAUGUUAAUGUAUCAGAUAUUUGUAUUGUUUUGAAGAACUAAAUUAAGUAUUUAUUAUAUAUGUAUGCUAUAUUUACCUGUACUUCUAUCUGUUGUGUCUCCUUUUCAAUAUUUACUAAGUCGCUGUCAGAAUUGUUAUUUUUUUUAUUUUUGACCUUCUGAUUGUAUCAGCUAUGUAAUGCUACGUUAAAAUGAAACUGAAUCUGAAUCAUUUUUAAUGUUUUGUGUUUUUGCCGCUCCAUUCUUUCAAAAGAUAGAAGGCGGAAGUUUGAACUGAAAAGAUGAUAUAGAGUCAUGGAUCACACCAAAAGCAUCGCAUGCUCAUGUUGUUCAUCACAAUUUAAGUGAGAUAUUAAUUCAGGAAAUGGAAACAGGGUUGCUUGUGUUUGGUGUCAGACCACCGAUAGUCCUCAGAAUUUCAUUCCACCAUUUGCCUUAAUCGCAGCACUUUGACUAGUUAACUUGCCGUAUCGGGAUCGUUUCAACGCUUCAGCACUUUUUAACGGAACGUCUCAGACGUCGCAACUGUGACGACAGAAACGUUGCUCUUCUAUUGCAUGCAGAUGCUCUUCUAUUGUAAAAUGUGAUGACUCCGCUAAAGCAGAAAUGAUGCUGCUGUUUGACGCUAAAACGUAGUGGAUAUUGGAUGAACUCACCUGCUGCUGUACUGUUUGGAAAAGACUCCUCUCAUGGCAUGUUUCUUCCGUCUGUUCCACACCGCGCUUUUAAGCAUCUAUUGUAGAUGUUUUCUGUGCUUCGAGUUAAAAGCUUUUUCUGUCCAUCUCUGUUGCAGUGUCGUGCUCUACCUCAGACGUGUGAAACAUGAAGUUGUGAUUUUCCACCUGAAGCUGCUCCUUUUUAACAAACUGCAUCCCUUGCCUCCUUCAUGUUUCGAUGGUAGCUCAGUUUAUGGAGCUGUAAAGUGUUAACUGUCCAAAAUAUGUAUUUAUUUCCGUAUUUCGGCUAUUCAUCGGAUGUUAAAA
Messenger RNA from Synchiropus splendidus (mandarinfish), 3833 nucleotides. RefSeq names its product galanin receptor 2b (gene galr2b). Gene Ontology annotation, molecular function: G protein-coupled receptor activity. The record is from RefSeq and is a predicted model, not a curated record. The transcript has 3 exons. Gene Ontology annotation, cellular component: membrane. Gene Ontology annotation, biological process: G protein-coupled receptor signaling pathway. NCBI's taxonomy places the organism in Eukaryota, Metazoa, Chordata, Actinopteri, Syngnathiformes, Callionymidae. The coding region runs from base 69 to 1196 and encodes 375 amino acids.